AUGAAAAUGGCGGUAAAUUCGAUGUCGAUUCAUGCUCCGUCCGACACCAACAAUAACAGCAUAUCCGUUAGUUGUGCCACGAGUCUUGGCGCAAACAUGACUUCCGCCAGCGUUAGUACCAGAGUAGCAUCACCUGGUUCUUCGGGUUCGGCAGAGUUUGAUUUUCCUUUCAUGGAACCGCGGGACUCGAAAGACGGCACGUGCAAAUCCGAAACGGAAUCACCUGAACAUCAAGUGCAACCACCGGCGGCUUUAACACCCCAACUGCAACAGCAACCGCAACCCUUGCAUGAGAUAGAAGUUCGAGAGAUUAUAGUACCUGCUGAAAUGACUAACAGCGACGGGCAGUCGCCCUCCCUUCCGACGGCUGUAAUAAUCAACCAGCACAAACAUAGGAUGAUAACAACUACUGGUGAGAUUGCAGAAACCCACGAUGUACAUCCUGAAACUUCAGAAUAUGAAACCGUUGAGUACCAUCAAGGGGUUACCACCGUCACAACGGCCACGGGCCAUGCAUACGCAUACGAACAACCAAUGACUAGUCAAAAUGGUAAUGGAACAUCAUCGUCUCCUGCGCCACAGUUCCUAAAACGUGAAACCAACAUGGAAAAAGAGCGGCUUGUAGGUGUCGACAGUCAUCCGCACAUCCCUGUUCAGACGCAAACAAUUUUCGUUGAGUAUAAAAACGACGUUGAUGAACCGGCUCGCUACGGAAAUCCUUCCCUUGUACGAUACGAGGAAUUGAAAUACCACCCACGAUAUGUGCACUACCAGCAACCGCAUCCCAGCUUACCUCUGCCCCCACAUCACUUACAUCAAUCACAUCAUCCGCAUGUUGCGGUGGCACAGCAGCAUCAUUCACAGCAAGAGGUAGAUUCUUCCAUCAAAUCGGAACAUUUGGAACAUCAGCAUCAUUCCCAACAACAUCCCCAGCAUCAACAGCCACAGCAACAGCAACAACAGCAACAACAACAACAGCACCAACCACAUCAUCAUCAACAACAACAACAACAACACCAUAUUCAAGCACAAAUUCAACAUCAUCAUCAAUCGUCGCAUCAACAGCAGCCACAUCAGCAUGCGAUUCAAAUUUAUGAGCAAGAGGCAAGCCAACCCGGUGAAGUUCAACAAUCAUCCGAAGCAUCAUCCAGCGAGGUCAAAACGCACUAUACCAACUUGGAACCAGUGCACUCGCUCUCAUCUACACAAAACUACUACAUCACGCCUGAAAGUUAUCAGACUGCAGGAAACUAUCCUUACAUCUCAGCCAAAGAAACUGUAUAUUAUCACCCAGCUAGUCCGAACACGGUACUGUACAAAAGUAGCGACCCAACACUGACUUCUUCCUCGCUCAUAUCCUCCAAGCAGAUUCACUACGGAUCGCAAAGUGUCUACGAGAAUAGCUCAACGCACAACAGCGGUUCUCCGGGCGCACAGCAAAUUUAUCCGUACUGGAACGCAAACAUCGACUAUAGCACGACAUUUGGUGGUACUGUAGUCAUGGACCAAACGCCAUCCGGAGCUGCGGAGUACCCAAACAACGGGCAAGCGUGGCAAAUAAGUAGCCUUGCCGAUGCUUACGAACCGUCAAUUCUGGCUUCGGCGGAGCACCGAGAGUGUGUCAAUUGCGGCAGCUCAGACACGCCUCUAUGGCGAAGGGACAACGUCGGGCAUACGCUGUGUAAUGCAUGUGCGUUGUACAACCGUCAGAACCCGGGUACCAAUCGACCUCCGAACCGCAGUCAGAAGUCCAAGCAAGCACCGAAAACGCCCAUACCCGGCAAUCGCCGAACGGGAGUGACCUGUGCCAACUGUCAAACUACGACGACAACGCUGUGGCGUAGAAAUAACCGCGGUGAACCGGUGUGUAAUGCGUGCGGUCUCUAUCACAAGCUGCACAACGUUGACCGGCCGUUGACUAUGAAGAAGGAAGGAAUUCAAACGAGGAAACGGAAACCAAAGUCUACGCAAGCGAUGCAACCGCUGAACGGGAUGAAUGGAGAAAAACUGCUUCCCUCGAUGAUCUCGUCGUCGCUGCAUCCCCCUGUAGGUGUGAGUGGUAUCCCUCAGAAACUGCUGAUUCAGCCGCACGGUCAUCUGUCCGUAUCGUCUCAGCCGAUGGAGCUUCACCCGAGUCACGUUAUCACGUCCUCGUCCGGAGCCGCGCAGGACCAAAGGUACGUCGAUAGUGUGGUAUCCACAGCGAACAGUAUGUCGCCACAUUUGCCGAGCAGUAACAGUUUGACGCGGCAUGUCACAACCAGUGUCCCAGCAUUGGAUUCCAGUCGGACGUCGAAUGGGGAAAUAACGAGCGUAAUCACUAGCACGGCAGUAGCGGAACGGGCUAGCAAUUAG
This is a messenger RNA of Sabethes cyaneus, 2355 nucleotides long. Its product is annotated as GATA-binding factor 2-like. Gene Ontology annotation, molecular function: zinc ion binding; DNA-binding transcription factor activity, RNA polymerase II-specific; RNA polymerase II cis-regulatory region sequence-specific DNA binding. The transcript has 7 exons. Lineage: Eukaryota; Metazoa; Arthropoda; Insecta; Diptera; Culicidae. The record is from RefSeq and is a predicted model, not a curated record. The coding region runs from base 1 to 2355 and encodes 784 amino acids. Gene Ontology annotation, biological process: positive regulation of transcription by RNA polymerase II; cell fate commitment; negative regulation of transcription by RNA polymerase II.